Eucalyptus grandis is the source of this 2144-nucleotide messenger RNA. Its product is annotated as pentatricopeptide repeat-containing protein At5g48730, chloroplastic. Gene Ontology annotation, molecular function: protein binding. Lineage: Eukaryota; Viridiplantae; Streptophyta; Magnoliopsida; Myrtales; Myrtaceae. The coding region runs from base 1 to 1563 and encodes 520 amino acids. The record is from RefSeq and is a predicted model, not a curated record. The transcript has 6 exons.
AUGGAGUUAGACGUUUCGCAGAGCUCCCCGACAGACGGUCAUGGCCUCACUCUCGAGCACUCCAUAUCCUCACCGUCCGCCUCCACCUCCUCCUCCGAUUCCUACACGCCAGUGCAAACCCAACGCGCGAGGCCCAUCCGCGCGUCGUCCUCCGCCUCCGACGGCGCGGGCGAACUCUCCCUGACCGACGGAGCGCGGCGGCGGAGUAGGAGCGGGGCGGUCGACGCGGAGAAGCUGAGGGAGAGAGAGGCUAGAGAGAGAAAGGAGGAGGUCAACCGGAAGAUCGCGUCGCAGAAGGCGGUAUCGGUGAUCCUGAGGAGGGAGGCCACCAAGGCCCUGAUCGAGAAGAAGCGCGGGCCGACCAACUCGCGGAAGCUGCUCCCGAGGACUGUCCUCGAGGCUCUCCACGAGAGGAUUACGGCUCUGCGAUGGGAGUCGGCGCUCAAGGUUUUUGAACUGUUACGUGAGCAGCUCUGGUACAGACCAAACCCUGCCACCUAUGUUAAGCUAAUUGUCAUGCUUGGGAAAUGUAAGCAACCUGAAAAGGCUCAUGAGCUCUUUCAAGCUAUGAUAGAUGAAGGAUGUGUUGCCAAUCAUGAGUCGUAUACAGCGCUUUUAUCUGCUUAUAGUAGGAGUGGUCUCUUUGACAAGGCAUUUUUGAUCCUUGAGCAGAUGAAGAGCACCAGAGGCUGUCAGCCGGAUGUCCAUACUUAUUCUAUCCUUAUAAAAUCAUGCCUGCAAGUUUUUGCAUAUGAUAAAGUGCAGGAUUUGCUUUCUGAUAUGGAAGCUGAAGGCAUUAAACCCAACACGAUCACUUACAAUACCCUAAUUGAUUCUUAUGGGAAAGCAAAAAUGUUUGCAGAGAUGGAAUCAAGAAUAGCAGAAAUGCUACGUCAACCAGACUGCGAGCCUGAUGUUUGGACCAUGAACUCUACACUUAGAGCCUUUGGCGGCAGUGGACAAAUAGGAACCAUGGAGAAGUGUUAUGAGAAGUUUCAGAGUGCAGGAAUACAGCCCAAUAUUAGAACAUUCAAUAUUCUUCUGGAUUCAUAUGCAAAAGCUGGAAAUUAUGAGAAAAUGAGUGCGGUGAUGGAAUACAUGCAGAAGUACCAAUACUCCUGGACGAGUGUGACAUACAAUGUUCUGAUAGACGCAUUUGGGAGGGCUUGCGAUUUAAAACAGAUGGAACAUUUGUUUAGGCUAAUGCAGUCAGAGAGGAUUAAGCCAAACUGUGUCACACUUUGUUCACUUGUAAGAGCAUAUGGACAAACUGGGAAAGCUGAUAAAAUUAAAGGUGUUUUGCGGUUUAUAGAUAAUUCAGAUGUAAUGCUAGAUACAGUGUUUUUUAAUUGCUUAGUGGAUGCUUUUGGGAGGAUGGAAUGCUUUGCAGAGAUGAAGGAUGUGCUUGAGAUGAUGAAGCAAAAAGGAUGUAAACCAGACAAAAUUACAUAUAGAACCAUGGUUAAAGCCUAUUCAAACAGUGGAAUGAUGAGCCAUGUGAAGGAACUACAAGCUCUCUUUGAAUCGCGGUGGAAAAGUUCAACGGAAGAUGGAGAAGUCUAGCUUACAGCGAGAAAUUUUCAGAGUUUUACUGAAGCAUAAAACUGCAUCAUAAAAGUAAAGUUGAUCUUGGAGUAGCAGCUGUGGAGUGCUUCUCCAGUUUCUGUGCAAUUUUAAGGCACAUCAAGCUUCCGCAAUUGAUCUGCUUCUUGGAUUUUUCUCGAUGACGACUUGAUUUAUUUCUCACAAGACCUUUUAUGUAAGAGAGUGUUCAAAUCUAUUAUUGGAUUUGGGUCCUUACCAGAACAGAGAGAAGUAUGUCGAUUUUGCUCAAGAGACGGAGCAGAACAAGUGGAGACGCUCUAAAAUAGCCCUGAGAUAGCUAUGGAGAGCACUGAUCAGACAACACUGUAUGUGGAGCCAUGGUAACUCAUUCGUUGUAGCUAUAGGCAGUUAUAGCCUACUCUUUGAGGCAUUUUUGGAUAAAAAUCUGAGCAACUGAAAGGCGAAAAUCUUAUACUUUCUGUGGUAAAUAUCAUGCACACUCCUAACUUCUUCUAAACUUUGGAAUCUCCAAUGACCUCUGAAAAGAGAAAUCACAUGAAGGUUGUUCAUUCUUUAUAAGGCAUGAGGCUUUUGUAUCA